UGGAAAGAUUGUGAGUAAUUUUUAUAUUCGUUUAUUUGCAAGGAGGACCACUCGCUUGCGAUUGUUAUACAAAAUUAUAAAAAAAUAUUUUUACUUAAAGCUAACAGAAUAUGACACUCACAGCGGCCAUCCGGUCAAAAUGUUAGGUGCGCAGUUUGAGCGACGAUAGGCCACAUUCAUUUAAUUUUAUUCAAAUUAAAUUUAGUAACCUUGUUAGCUAACAUAAAAAUUAAAAACAUUCCAAAUUUCACUGCUCCUCGUCGCUACUAGAGCUAAGCGGCGCUAGUUUGACCAACGUGAUGCUACAAAUUCAUUAUACAGUAUUUUUUUAUGCACAUAUUUGACUAUGGCUUCAAUAAAGUAUAUAUCCGUUAAUGUAUCUAAGCUUUUGAAUUUGGUUCGGGAUUUGGUACCUAAGCUGACAACGGAUAAGUACAAAGGCCAAAAUGGGCGAAUUGGUAUUAUUGGAGGGAGUUUGGAGUACACCGGUGCACCCUAUUUUGCUGCAAUUUCCGCGAUGAAAGUUGGUGCUGACAUAUCGCAUGUGUUUUGUCACAACAAUGCAGCUCCAGUCAUUAAAUCAUAUAGUCCAGAUUUAAUUGUUCACCCAGUUCUGGAUUGCUUAGAUGCUGUUGAAAAAAUCAUUCCAUGGGUUGAACGUUUACAUGUAAUCGUUAUUGGGCCCGGUCUGGGUCGGGAUCCGGAAGUUCUUAAAACGGCUAUGGAAUUAUUGAAAUACUGCGUGACGGUGCGAAAACCACUAAUUAUUGAUGCUGAUGGGUUAUUUGUACUUAACGAGAAUAUUGAUCUGAUAUAUGGAAAGCAGAAUGUGAUAUUGACCCCAAACGCUAUCGAAUUUAAAAGAUUGUUUGGAGAGGAUCCACUUUUAGCGAUGGAUAAAAUAACGCCUUUGGGAGAAGGAGUAUUAGUGUUAGAAAAAGGGUUAACCGACAAAAUUUAUAUUCCGCACACUAAAGAAAUUUACUCAAUGCCUAUUGGAGGAUCUGGCCGAAGGUGUGGUGGACAAGGGGACUUACUAAGUGGAUCAAUAGCAACAUUUUUUUUUUGGACUUUGCAGUCAAACCAACCAAAUCCAGCAUAUCUAGCUGCUUGUGCGUCAAGUCAUUUUGUAAAGAAAUUAAAUCUAGCUGCAUUUAACAAAUUAGGUAGAGGCAUGGUUGCAAGUGAUAUGAUAAUUGAAAUACCUACCGUUUUUCACGAUAUCUUUGAGUAAUUAUUCAACUUUCAAAAUUUUUUUUAUCAUUACUUUAACGAUACCUUAAUCAUGUCAAGGUGCCAAUAUCAUUAGACGGCAGUACACGAAUUGAAGAACCGUAUGCCUUAGUAUGCGCUAGAAGAUACAUCCGGCCUUGAGCUCAUCAUAUAUUCACUGUAGGAAUAGACCUUGAUACUCGGGCUUAUUUUACUUUAGCAACAAUAAUUAUAGCUGUUCCAACUGAAAAUUUUCAGAUGAUUAGCUCCAUUACAUGGAACUCAAUUAAAUUAUACUCCUGCUAUUUUAUGAGCAUCAGCAUUUGUAUUUUAUUUAUAGUAGGAGGAUUAACAGGAGUUGUUUUAGCUAAUUCUUC
Messenger RNA from Drosophila ananassae, 1589 nucleotides. It is a transcript of the gene Naxd, whose product is annotated as ATP-dependent (S)-NAD(P)H-hydrate dehydratase. Bases 347 to 1234 code for a protein of 295 amino acids. Lineage: Eukaryota; Metazoa; Arthropoda; Insecta; Diptera; Drosophilidae. Gene Ontology annotation, molecular function: ATP-dependent NAD(P)H-hydrate dehydratase activity. The record is from RefSeq and is a predicted model, not a curated record. The transcript is spliced from 2 exons. Gene Ontology annotation, biological process: metabolite repair.